Eucalyptus grandis is the source of this 1220-nucleotide messenger RNA. Its product is annotated as transcription factor bHLH36-like. The record is from RefSeq and is a predicted model, not a curated record. Bases 120 to 743 code for a protein of 207 amino acids. Gene Ontology annotation, biological process: regulation of transcription by RNA polymerase II. The transcript has 3 exons. Lineage: Eukaryota; Viridiplantae; Streptophyta; Magnoliopsida; Myrtales; Myrtaceae. Gene Ontology annotation, molecular function: DNA-binding transcription factor activity, RNA polymerase II-specific; protein dimerization activity; RNA polymerase II transcription regulatory region sequence-specific DNA binding. Gene Ontology annotation, cellular component: RNA polymerase II transcription regulator complex.
UAAGUACUUAAGCUGUUCCAUCUAGAAUUCAGGUGCCCUUUACACAGUUGCCAUGAGCUGUUCUUUCGACACUCACCAGAAACACAAGAUCCCCAAAGAUCUUUUCCUGGCGCACUUAUAUGGAAACUAGUAGUGCCAUUUUUAAAGUGGUGGAGGACCAACGACGAAGGUUCUCUGUCACUAACUACAACAAGAGGACCGGUGAAGAUGAUGACCAUGGCGGUAGGAAGAAAAAGCAUAGAGAGAUCGAGAGGCAAAGACGGCAAGAAUUGGCCUCGCUUUUCACGAGUCUUAGAUCCAAACUGCCCCUCGAAUUCAUCAAGGGAAAGCGUUCUAUGUCAGAUUACAUGAAUGAGGCCGUAAAUUACAUCAAACACCUGCAGACGAAGAUCAGAGAGCUGAGCUUCAAGAGAGACGAGCUCAAAAGCAUUCAUAGUUUGGCUAACCUUGACUCUCCUAGCUCCGAUUCUUCAGGCUUGACCCUAUUUACGGUCAAUUCAUGCUGCGAGAGUGUGGAAAUUGUGAUCAGCCGAAGCAUCAGGGAAAAGGAUUUGCUGUUAUCUACUGUACUAGAGCUACUGCUUCAACACGGACUUGAUGUUGUUAGCUGUUUUUCCUGUCAAGUCAAUGAUAGGGUAAUACACACAAUCCACUGCGAACUGGCUGAUGGAAAUGGAAUUAUCAAUUUAACUUUGUUGGAGGGGGAACUCAACGAACUGCUUAUUCCAGCAUUGAACCCUUGAUUGCAAUUUGCUAGUAAAUUAACAUAUGAGUACCAACUGUUGGUAAUACUAAAGAGGAUUUGUGACCCUUAUGGAAAGAUGAGGCCUGGUGCUUGGUUUGAACUCAGUUUCUGAUAUUGGAAGAGGUUUGAGAACUGAUUGUUGUAGUUUUUGCAUACCGGAAAUAUUGUAAAAUAGUGCGUUCCAUGCAAAAAGGAAAAAGAAACGUAUUGCGACAACUGAUGAGCUUCUUUGUAGAAAGCAAACAGCAAGAAGUUUCCUAGCUAAUCGGUAUGUCCUGCUUGUAAGUUGUGUGUAAUUGAUUUUUAUAUAUAAUAUGUUUGUCCUUGCACAAUCUACCAAGAGCUUUCAUGCUUUCCCAGUGCAUUUCAAUGGGCCAAAGAGAGGAGGCUAUAAGGUCGAUUUCUUACAAAAAAUAGGUAAAAUAAUUUGACUUUCUAUAUGCAUUUGUUGAGUAGAACUGAACUCAAUUUCUUG